This is a messenger RNA of Chlorella variabilis, 564 nucleotides long. RefSeq lists its product as hypothetical. The transcript has 6 exons. The coding region runs from base 1 to 564 and encodes 187 amino acids. The record is from RefSeq and is a predicted model, not a curated record. Lineage: Eukaryota; Viridiplantae; Chlorophyta; Trebouxiophyceae; Chlorellales; Chlorellaceae.
AUGCCUGCCAUCCGAGCCGAGCAACACCAUCGGGGGGCACCCGCCCCCACCACCGCCAUCGGCUUGGCGGCAAAGGCCGUCGGCCUUUCCGUAGCAGCAGGCAUCCUGCUUUUUGGCGGCGGCGCUUUGGCCCGGGAGCAGGUGGCAGAGUUUGCAACCAGCGGCCUGAUCUUCAAAGAUACUGUGCGUAUCAUUGAGCUGGAUGACGAGCAAGUGGAUGGAGUUGUGGUGUACCUGACCGACUACAACCGCAGCAUCACCGAGCGCCUGGCCAAGGCAAGCCGCGACCCUUUCUCCGACCCCUCGCAAGCAUCGCUGACCUGCGUUGCUAGAGGGCCGGUGACGGUGAAGAACGAGGCCGCCAUCUCAGGCAGCGAGGGAAAGCAAAUCUUUGCCGAGAGAAAAGCAUUGAACGUGUUCCAAAACAAGAACUUGCGGAUCCGGCGCAUCUACGACGAGAAGAACAAGGUGGUUAUCUAUGUGGCAUUCUCCACCCGCUUCACUGGAGUGCCCGUGUCUGCGCCAGCUCUCGUGCCAGUCUCCCAGGAGGCUGCGGAGCAGUGA